This is a messenger RNA of Batrachochytrium dendrobatidis JAM81, 423 nucleotides long. RefSeq names its product mediator complex subunit MED7. Gene Ontology annotation, molecular function: transcription coregulator activity. The coding region runs from base 1 to 423 and encodes 140 amino acids. Lineage: Eukaryota; Fungi; Chytridiomycota; Chytridiomycetes; Rhizophydiales. Gene Ontology annotation, cellular component: mediator complex; core mediator complex. The record is from RefSeq and is a predicted model, not a curated record. The transcript has 3 exons. Gene Ontology annotation, biological process: regulation of transcription by RNA polymerase II.
AUGGAUCCAACAAGAGUACUCAGCGCUGCAUAUCCUGCUCCACCAGCAUACUACAAGAACUACACUGAUGAGAACUUGGCUUUAGUAAAGGCUGGAGGAACUGCUUUUUCAACCACAGACAAUCUAUCAUCACAACUAUCCGUCAACUUGAAACCACCUAAUCCUGUCCUCGAGCCUAUCUCUGUAUUUGGGACCAUACUGGAUACAUCAUACAAAAUUGAACACAUUCGUCUUAUCCUGAUUAAUUUUCAUAGCUUAUUGAACGAGUAUCGACCACACCAGGCCAGGGAUACCUUGGCAAUAAUGAUGCGUGAUCAGAUUCGACGACGGAAAGAAACAACACAAUCCAUUCGGGACGAAAUCACUAAAGCCCAGACUCUUAGUGCUGAUUCGGGAAGUGACACCCUAAUGUCUGAUUUGUAG